This is a messenger RNA of Nematocida parisii ERTm1, 510 nucleotides long. RefSeq lists its product as uncharacterized. Lineage: Eukaryota; Fungi; Microsporidia. Gene Ontology annotation, molecular function: structural constituent of ribosome. The record is from RefSeq and is a predicted model, not a curated record. Gene Ontology annotation, cellular component: ribosome; cytosolic large ribosomal subunit. Gene Ontology annotation, biological process: translation. Bases 1 to 510 code for a protein of 169 amino acids. The transcript has a single exon.
AUGCAUAUAAAAGAAUACAAAGUACUUGCCUCUGAGAAGCCAACGGCUGCUAACCCAGUCCCACAGAUCUUCUCAAACAAUGUUUUUGCACAGAAUGAGAUCAUUGCCAGAAGCAAAACAUUCAGCUUAUUAAGAAAGCAGUACAAGAUAAAACUUUCAAACGGUGUAGUCUUAAAGAUGGAAGAAGUACCACAGCACAACGACGGGAAAGUAAGAACUUUUGGUGUCAGAGCAGCAUACAUCAUUAAGAGAAAGACAGUGAAUGUUCACAAGGAGAUUAGAGCACUCUGCAGAGCAGAAGCUGUAUUUAACUUAUGGCAGGACCUUAGAAGCAGACACAGUGUAAGACCAGAAACUGUUGGAAUUAUUGAAGUAACUGAAAUUCCCACAAAGGACAUCACUAGCAAAGAGCUUUUACAAAUUGCAACCAACCCAAGAUACCCACUGUUUGACAAGAGAAUCCCACACAGUGAGCCAACCUGCAAAGUAGUUGCUUAUGACAGAGCAUAA